GCCAGACGUCGUAAUGAGGACACGGAAACAAACUAAGAAGGAACAGAAACAGACUAUCUCUCCUGUGAAGAAAUCUACCACCAAGGGGUUGAGAACUGGCACCCGGCCUCGGCGUUGCCCCUCCUGCAGUUUCACAUCAAACUGCAAGGAGGAGCUGUUAGACCAUGUCCGUGACCUGCACCCCAGCCUCCCCAUACUGCACUGUUCCCUGUGCGAGUACAGCACCUGGCACAAGGGAAACAUGAAACAACAUGACCAGAUGCACUCGCAGGAUUCAGUCUUGAGUUGCGAGAAGUGUAGCUACACAACGACAAGACAGUUUGCGUACAAGAUGCAUCUUAAGUACCACCACUCCUCGGAAAGGCCCUUUAAGUGUCAGACCUGCAGGAAGGCGUUUGCGGCAAAGUCUGUCUUGAGGAACCACCUGAAGGUGCACUCGGACGAUCGCCCCUUUAAGUGCCCAACCUGCGAAUACUCCGCCAGGACUAAAGGCAGCCUUGUUGCUCACAUAUCGCGUCAUAAAAAGGAGAAACCAUUCCUGUGUGCUGAGUGUGGGUACCGCUCCUUCCUGAAGACUGAGAUGGAGAAACACAUGCGCAUCCACACAGGGCUACACCCUUACAAGUGUGACCAGUGUGACUACACUGCUGUACAGAAAAUCUGCCUGGAGGUCCACAUGACCAAACACACCGGCCACCUUCCCUUCAUCUGCGGGGAAUGUGGUCACCGCUCCGCCAUGAAGUCCAACCUCGUGGUCCACAUGCGUACCCACACCGGCAUUAAACCAUUUAAGUGCCCUCACUGCAAGGAAUACUCGGGAGCAAGCAACCAAAGUCUGCGACGUCACAUCGCUUACCUACACCUGGGUGUAACUCCUGUAGUCUGCAUGGGCUGCAGUUAUGAGCCAAAACACAAGGGGGCACUGAGGAAGCAUCACAGCGAAGGGGAGGGCCAUGAGAAUUACAGGUGUAAAGUGUGUGGGAAGGAGCCGGUUGUGUAUAGGAAUGUGCUGACCCAUCUGGCUCAACAUGUGGAUGUGGAGACGGCCACUGUGGUUACAUAG
Messenger RNA from Branchiostoma belcheri (Belcher's lancelet), 1063 nucleotides. RefSeq names its product gastrula zinc finger protein XlCGF8.2DB-like. Gene Ontology annotation, molecular function: DNA-binding transcription factor activity; RNA polymerase II cis-regulatory region sequence-specific DNA binding. NCBI's taxonomy places the organism in Eukaryota, Metazoa, Chordata, Leptocardii, Amphioxiformes, Branchiostomatidae. Gene Ontology annotation, biological process: regulation of transcription by RNA polymerase II. Bases 14 to 1063 code for a protein of 349 amino acids. The record is from RefSeq and is a predicted model, not a curated record. The transcript is spliced from 4 exons.